Messenger RNA from Hemibagrus wyckioides, 2761 nucleotides. It is a transcript of the gene tril, whose product is annotated as TLR4 interactor with leucine-rich repeats. Gene Ontology annotation, molecular function: protein binding. The transcript has a single exon. The record is from RefSeq and is a predicted model, not a curated record. Bases 148 to 2472 code for a protein of 774 amino acids. Lineage: Eukaryota; Metazoa; Chordata; Actinopteri; Siluriformes; Bagridae.
CACCAGAUGACCACUUGUGGAACUAGAGUCCGAACGAGGCUCCGACUUUUUCCUCCUUCUCAACAAACUGUAGCAUGAAACCGGAACUCCCUACCGCUGUCUAAAGCCAUGUGGACUUUCUGAUGUUUGUCUUUUGUUUUUCGCUAAAUGGAACCCGUGAAUUCCCGUGUCCGGGGACAGAGUGAUGCUCAUAGCGCGGGUGAUUUGGCGGGAACCAUGGCGAAGCGCGCGCUCUCUCAUUUCGCUCUGUGGAACGCGGGCGCGCUCUCACUGCUGCUGCUGUGCGCUCGCGCUGCUUGCCCAGAGUUCUGUGACUGUCCACGCGCGCAACACGUCCUCUGCGCCAACCGCGGCCUGCAUGCCUUGCCCGAGAGCAGCCGGUCCGUGCGCGUACUCGGCCUCGCAGGGAACUUUAUUGGUAACGUGAGCGCGCGUGCUUUGGCACGCUACGGCCAUCUGACGCGGCUCGAUCUGCAGUUCAACCAGAUCCGGCGCGUGCAUUCGAAAGCGUUCGAAAACCUCUUCGAGCUCGAGGAGCUUUAUUUAGGACACAAUCGGAUUUCCAAACUGCACCCCGGGACUUUCAGGCCCUUACAGAAACUCCGCGUGCUGUACGGUAAUGAUAACGACAUCCGGAUGCUGAGUGGAGAGACAUUCGGGAAGCUGGAGAGUUUGGUCCGGUUAAGACUAGAUAAGAAUGCUCUAGAGCUCCUGAGCGAGUCCGUGUUUAAACACCUCUCCAGUCUGAUGUUCCUGCACCUGGAAUCUAAUCAGCUCCGCCAUAUUCACCACAAAGCUUUUUCCAGUCUGACUAAACUCCAGUUUCUAAACCUGUCAGAUAAUAAGCAAACGCAGCUGCGCGAGACCUCCCUGUUUUCCCAGCUCAGGUCUUUAGUCACUCUGCUGAUCUCGGGAAACAGACUCACCCACGUCGGCAGUCACGUGUUUCAACACCUCAAAAAGCUCACCAAGCUGUCUCUAAGUAACAACAACAUUCUCAAGCUGGAGAACGACACGCUGAAAGGACUCGUGCAUCUCCAGGAGCUCACAAUGGACGGAAACAAGCUAACGGAGAUCCAGGCUGGAGUACUGGAGCCCCUCGCGCGCGUCGAACAGCUUGAUCUCCGUGACAACCGGAUCACACGUAUUGAUCCCACCGCGUUUACUCGCCUCACCCGCCUCAGGGUGCUGGAUCUAAGCAACAACAGGCUCAGGAGGAUCUCCAGUAACGCUUUCUCAACAAACGCCGCACUCUUCCAGCUGGAGCUGAGCGGAAACCAGUGGAAAUGUGACUGUCGCAUGGAGAAACUGAAGGAGUGGAUGGCGGAUACGCGCGCCCGUGGAAAGUUACUCACAACGCUCGUGCGAUGCCAUCACCCGCCCACACUCGAAGGGAAAUAUCUGGACCAUGUAAAUGACACGGAGCUGCUGGCGGACCGGACCGGAAGCGAGAACUGCCGAGCGGAUGACGAGGAAGAAGUGAAAGACUCUCGUGGAGCAGAAGGUCAGGAGCCGCCAGGUGUAACGGAGGAGAGGCUGAAGAGAGGAGGACAGACAGAGGAGGACAUGGAGACACGGGAGGGACGUCACAAGAACCUGAUGAUUAAAAGAAAAAAAGAAGUGAAGCUCAGAACUGCGCCACGUGUUUCUGCUAAAUCAAGCUCCUCCUCAGCUCUUGUCAGAAGGCUGGCAACCAAAAUGUUACCUUUAACGGAGGAAAACAUCAGCAUGUGGGAGCUGAAUGAUGCACUGCAGAACCGCGUGCCACACAAACACGUGCAGCAUUACACAGCCGGAAGUGUGGAAAUGACGGACGCGUGUCAGUUCAACCGCUACAUCGUGAACGUGAGCGUGCACAACGUAACCUUCGACUCGACCACGGUGUCGUGGAGCACACCUGAGGGGACACACACUGUCCCGGGCCUAGCGCUGAUGUUUCGCGUUCUGUUCGACCGCUUCGGCCACUCGGUCCGUUUCCCGCGCUACGUUUAUACUGACGGCUCAGCUCGAGCAGUGACGCUGCAGGAGCUCCGCCCAGACUCCACCUACAUCACCUGUGUGGAAAGCGUAGUGGGUGGCGCUUUGUGCCAGGUGGCACCGCGAGAUCACUGUGAGGGGUUCAUCACUACGUCACUGUCAGCGACAAGUGACAUCAAGCUUCAGCACGUGACCGCGGCGGUGCUGGGGGCCAAUGUGCUUCUGAUCCUGCUGGUGGGAGGGGUCUGGCUGGGGCGCAUCGUAAGAAGGAGGAUUAAAACCCGGAAGUCGUCCGCGCAUACUCACGUGCGUCACAUGUACUCCAGUCGGAGGCCUUUCCGGUCUGCCAUGGCAACCACGUGCGUCUCGUCUGAGUUCAGUGGUUACCAGAGCGGGCGUCCACUGGCUGAGGAGGGAGAUCUGAUCCAGUUUCCGGUUGAACGUUUUUUUGAGGGCAGAGAUGAUGAUUCCAUAAUCCCAAGGUUCUCUGACUAAACUGUAAUGUGAAGGUGUGUGUGUGUUAAAUAUUUAUACAGCGCAAAUAUUUCUGCUUGUGUGUCUGUAUCCAUGUGUGCAAUCAGUAAAUAGACAUGUUCUAUACUGUAAUAUAUACAAUUAUUACACACCUGUUUCUUUCACUCUACAGUUCUGUUUCAUGUAACAGGAGUCUUGCGCUGCAGUGUGUAUUCAUGGGAUUUCUUUAAACAUGACUUGAUUUCAGCAGAUUUUUUGCUCAUUAAAUAUUUGUCAUUAAUCAUAGCUUCAUGUUUCCAAAUAAACAAGA